UAUUAACAACUAUAUGCUUGAUCGUCUAGCAGGUAAUUUUUUAGACGCUGCAGUCUAUUAAACGUAUGUUACGAGUUUUGUUGCUACUAUGUUCUUUUAUACUGUGUAUCAUAGGAUUCUUACGACACAUUUUUGUCUAUUAGGUGAGGAGAGGACUUAUUUGAGUUCAGAUAGUAUUGAUCCAGCUGAUUUAAAAUCCAAAGAUGACUCUGUUUUCUCUCCAGAGUUUUUGAAUAGUAUCAAAACAUCAGGAUUACCUAAUCAUGCUCUAAGGCUUAGGAUUGGUACACCAGUUAUGCUGAUUAGAAAUUUGGAUCCCACAGAAGGACAAUGUAAUGGGACAAGGUUGCAGAUUACUGGGCUGGCUAAACAUAUUCUUCAAGCGAAAAUCAUCACUGGAACUCGAGUUGGGGAGACAGUUUUUUUACACCGAGUCUUGAUAGAGCCCUCAGAUUCAAAGCUUCCUUUCAAAAUGAGACGUAGGCAAUUUCCCCUGAAAGUGGCCUUUGCUAUGACCAUCAACAAGAGCCAGGGUCAAACACUAUCUAAUGUGGGUCUGUUUCUACCAAGACCUGUUUUUUCACAUGGUCAAUUGUACGUGGCUGUGUCUAGGGUAAAGUCAAGGAAGGGAUUGAAAAUUCUAAUUACUGAUAAAGACCAAAAACCUCAAGAAUCAACCCUCAAUGUUGUAUUCAAGGAAGUUUUCCAGAAUCUGUUUGAAAACUGCAAUGCAGAAUAG
This is a messenger RNA of Brassica napus (rape), 739 nucleotides long. RefSeq names its product ATP-dependent DNA helicase PIF1-like. The transcript has a single exon. The record is from RefSeq and is a predicted model, not a curated record. Lineage: Eukaryota; Viridiplantae; Streptophyta; Magnoliopsida; Brassicales; Brassicaceae. The coding region runs from base 89 to 739 and encodes 216 amino acids.